Pseudoliparis swirei is the source of this 1068-nucleotide messenger RNA. Its product is annotated as keratin, type I cytoskeletal 9-like. The transcript is spliced from 3 exons. Bases 81 to 743 code for a protein of 220 amino acids. NCBI's taxonomy places the organism in Eukaryota, Metazoa, Chordata, Actinopteri, Perciformes, Liparidae. The record is from RefSeq and is a predicted model, not a curated record.
AGAGAACCAAGUAGACAGUGUGACUACCUGGCUGCUGGGUUUCGCACAGUACAUUCCACAGAGUCCGUCUCAGAAUUAAUAUGAACAGAAACUUUGGGUGCGGGUCCGGCAACUCGAAGACCACCCAUUACGAACGCACGGAGGUCGUGCGAGGAGGCCGUAAUAAUGCAUGCGAUGGCGGAUACUCCUACAGCUAUUCCCAGUCCUCUGGAGGCGGCAUGGGAGGCGGAAUGUCAGGCGGAAUGGUGAGCGGUAUGGGAGUCAGAAUGGGAGGCGGUAUGGGAGUCGGAAUGUUGAGCGGCAUGGGAGGUGGAAUGUCAGGUGGAAUGAUGAGCAGUUCGUCAAACAGAGUGAUGCACUCUUCGUCGAGCGGCAUGUCCGGCGGAAUGAUGAGCGGCGGAAUGAUGAGCAGCGGCCUGUCCGGCGGAAUGAUGAGAAGCGGCCUGUCCGGCGGAAUGAUGAGCAGCGGCCUGUCCGGCGGAAUGAUGAACAGCAGAAUGGGAGGCGGAAUGUCAAGCGGAAUGAUGCGCUGUUCGUCAAGUGGAAUGACGAGCGGUAUGUCAGGCGGAAUGGCGAGCGGUAUGUCAGGCGGAGUAAUGGCCUGCACAGGAGGCGGAAUGAGUGGCUCAAAUUCCUCCCACCAGAAAACCACUUUCAUGAAGUCUGAAUACACUCAUGAGUCUGGCUCCAACAACAGGGGAAUCUGCAAUUAUCCACUCUCACAGUUCCCACCCCAUAUGUAAUACUUUUAAUAAUGCACAUGCAGCUGAAGAAAAUGGAUGUGUUUCAGCUCUCGGCUUUCCUCAGCUUUUCUGAGACAUUUGUGGGUGUAACUUCUUUUAAACAACAACCAGUUGAUACAGAUCUUAAAAAUGCUUCAUCCUAAACUAGAUAUAGUACGCACAAUAACAAGCAAAACACUAUCGUAAGGUGAAACAUGAUUUUCGGUUCUGUUCGGUUCUGAAAUAAAUGCAGGUAUUUACAUUUAAACAACUGUCUUUGCAUAUGAUUAUUGUUUAUUUGAGUGUAAAAAUACUGUACAUGCAUUAAAAUAAAUGUACAAAUAUA